CGGACGGGUACGCGCGAGGACUGCUGUACGGAGACGGCGGCAGCAGCCAAGGCAGCAGGGACGAGAAGGGCCCGCUGCUCGAGAGUGUGCCGCUGUGCCGCCCCAACAGGUGCCGAGGGAGUCUGUGGUACAGGCGCGGCGCAGCAUGGCGAUGGCCAGGGGCGCCAAGCACCACUACAUGAACUAUAUCGUGUCGUCGGAGCGAUGUGGCGAUCUGCAUGUCCACGUCCAGGGCGAAGUGAGUCAGCAAGAGAAGCGGGCGUGCUUCCUCACCGUGCACGACCUGGGCACAAACCAUCACUCGUUCCUGGACUUCGUCAACCAUCCGUGCAUGCAGGAAAUCAAGGACCGGUCCAUCUUCGUGCACGUGGAUAUGCCCGGCCACCACGACAAUGCCGACAACUUGCCUGACGG
This is a messenger RNA of Frankliniella occidentalis (western flower thrips), 414 nucleotides long. RefSeq lists its product as uncharacterized. The record is from RefSeq and is a predicted model, not a curated record. Gene Ontology annotation, biological process: signal transduction. Gene Ontology annotation, cellular component: cytoplasm. NCBI's taxonomy places the organism in Eukaryota, Metazoa, Arthropoda, Insecta, Thysanoptera, Thripidae.